ACCAGUUCUGGGCGAUAGCUUGAAAAUGGCCGCCGGGUGUGGUGAGGGGAACGCGCUGAAAUACCCCGUCACCCCCUUUCUAGUCUUCUGACAGCACCUGCGGCAAAGCGGCUCCUUUCCGCCUCAGCGGUGGGCGCCGUUCUGGGGCCAGGUUGUGAGACGGUAUUGGAGUAAAGAAAACUAUAGCUUUCUGUGAAAAUGUCAGUUCUAAUAUCACAGAGUGUAAUAAAUUAUGUAGAAGAAGAAAACAUUCCUGCUUUGAAAGCUCUUCUUGAAAAAUGCAAAGAUGUUGAUGAGAGAAAUGAGUGUGGCCAGACUCCAUUGAUGAUAGCUGCUGAACAAGGCAAUCUGGAAAUAGUGAAAGAAUUAAUUAAGAAUGGCGCUAAUUGCAAUCUGGAAGAUUUGGAUAACUGGACAGCGCUUAUAUCAGCCUCAAAAGAAGGGCACCUGCACAUUGUGGAUGAGCUGCUCAAGUGCGGGGCCAGCUUGGAGCACCGGGACAUGGGAGGAUGGACGGCUCUUAUGUGGGCGUGUUAUAAAGGCCGUACUGAAGUGGUUGAGCUGCUGCUUUCUCAUGGUGCCAAUCCAAGUGUUACUGGUCUGCAGUACAGUGUCUACCCAAUCAUUUGGGCAGCAGGCAGAGGCCAUGCUGAUAUAGUGCAACUUUUACUGCAAAAUGGUGCCAAGGUCAACUGCUCUGACAAGUAUGGAACCACCCCUUUGGUUUGGGCUGCACGAAAAGGUCAUUUGGAAUGUGUAAAACAUUUAUUGGCCAUGGGAGCUGAUGUUGAUCAAGAAGGAGCUAAUUCAAUGACUGCACUUAUUGUGGCAGUAAAAGGAGGCUAUACACAGUCAGUAAAAGAAAUUUUGAAGCGAAAUCCAAAUGUAAAUUUAACAGAUAAGGAUGGAAAUACAGCCUUGAUGAUCGCAUCGAAGGAGGGACAUACAGAAAUUGUACAGGAUCUCCUUGAUGCUGGGACAUAUGUGAACAUACCUGAUAGGAGUGGAGAUACUGUAUUAAUUGGUGCUGUCAGAGGUGGUCAUGUGGAAAUUGUUCGAGCACUUCUACAAAAAUAUGCUGAUAUUGACAUUAGAGGACAGGACAAUAAAACUGCUUUGUAUUGGGCUGUUGAGAAAGGAAAUGCAACAAUGGUGAGAGACAUCUUACAGUGCAAUCCUGACACUGAAAUAUGCACGAAGGAUGGCGAAACACCCCUUAUAAAGGCUACCAAGAUGAGAAACAUAGAAGUGGUAGAGCUGCUGCUGGAUAAAGGAGCCAAAGUGUCUGCUGUCGAUAAGAAAGGAGACACCCCUCUGCACAUUGCUAUUCGUGGGAGGAGUCGGAAACUGGCAGAACUCCUUUUAAGAAACCCCAAAGAUGGACGGUUACUGUAUAGACCCAACAAAGCAGGCGAGACUCCCUACAAUAUUGACUGUAGCCAUCAAAAAAGUAUUUUAACUCAAAUAUUUGGAGCCAGACACUUGUCUCCUACCGAGACAGAUGGUGACAUGCUUGGUUAUGAUCUGUAUAGCAGUGCCCUGGCAGAUAUUCUCAGUGAGCCUACCAUGCAGCCGCCCAUUUGUGUGGGCCUGUAUGCACAGUGGGGAAGUGGUAAAUCCUUCUUACUCAAGAAACUAGAAGAUGAAAUGAAAACUUUUGCAGGACAACAGAUUGAACCUCUGUUUCAGUUUUCAUGGCUUGUGGUGUUUCUGACCCUGCUCCUUUGUGGAGGGCUUGGUUUAUUGUUUGCUUUUACAGUAGACCCAAAUCUUGGAAUUGCAGUGUCAUUGAGCUUCUUGGCUGUCUUGUAUAUAUUUUUUAUUGUCAUUUACUUUGGUGGACGGAGGGAAGGAGAGAGUUGGAAUUGGGCCUGGGUCCUCAGUACUAGAUUGGCAAGACAUAUUGGCUAUUUGGAGCUCCUCCUCAAAUUGAUGUUUGUGAACCCACCUGAGCUGCCAGAGCAAACCACUAAAGCUCUACCUGUGAGGUUUUUGUUUACAGAUUAUAAUAGACUGUCCAGCGUAGGCGGGGAAACUUCAAUGGCUGAAAUGAUCGCCACCCUCUCAGAUGCUUGUGAAAGAGAGUUUGGCUUUUUGGCAACUAGGCUUUUCCGAGUGUUCAAGACUGAAGAUACACAGGGUAAAAAGAAAUGGAAAAAAACAUGUUGUCUCCCAUCUUUUGUCAUCUUCCUUUUCAUCUUUGGCUGCAUUAUUGCUGCAAUUACUCUUCUGGCUAUAUUCAGAGUUGACCCGAAGCAUAUGACAGUGAAUGCUGUCCUCAUAUCAAUUGCGUCCAUAGUGGGGUUGGCGUUUGUGCUGAACUGUCGAACAUGGUGGCAGGUGCUGGACUCACUUCUGAAUUCUCAAAGGAAACGCCUCCAUAAUGCUGCCUCCAAACUGCACAAACUGAAAAGUGAAGGAUUCAUGAAAGUUCUUAAGUGUGAAGUGGAAUUGAUGGCCAGGAUGGCAAAAACCAUUGACAGCUUCACUCAGAAUCAGACAAGGCUGGUGGUUAUCAUCGAUGGGCUAGAUGCCUGUGAGCAGGACAAAGUACUCCAGAUGCUGGACACUGUCCGAGUUUUGUUUUCAAAAGGCCCAUUCAUUGCCAUUUUUGCAAGUGAUCCACAUAUUAUCAUAAAGGCAAUUAAUCAGAACCUCAAUAGUGUGCUUCGUGACUCAAACAUCAAUGGACAUGACUAUAUGCGCAAUAUAGUUCAUCUGCCCGUUUUCCUUAACAGUCGGGGACUAAGCAGUGCAAGAAAAUUUCUUGUGACCUCAACAACUAAUGGGGAUGUUCCAUGCUCAGAUAAUGCAGGGAUGCAGGAAGAUACUGACAGAAGAGUUUCACAAAACAGCCUUGGAGAGAUGACAAAACUUGGUAGCAAGACGGCCCUCAAUAGACGGGACACUUACCGAAGAAGGCAGAUGCAGCGCACGAUAACCCGGCAGAUGUCCUUCGACCUCACAAAACUGCUGGUUACGGAGGACUGGUUCAGUGACAUAAGCCCGCAGACCAUGAGGAGACUGCUCAACAUUGUUUCUGUGACAGGACGAUUACUGAGAGCCAAUCAGAUAAGUUUCAACUGGGAUAGGCUUGCUAGCUGGAUCAACCUAACUGAGCAGUGGCCGUACAGAACUUCAUGGCUCAUAUUGUAUUUGGAAGAGACUGAGGGUAUCCCAGAUCAAAUGACAUUAAAAACCAUCUAUGAAAGAAUAUCAAAGAAUAUUCCAACAACUAAAGAUGUUGAGCCACUGCUUGAAAUAGAUGGAGAUAUAAGAAAUUUUGAAGUGUUUUUGUCUUCAAGGACCCCAGUUCUUGUGGCUCGAGAUGUGAAAACCUUUUUGCCAUGCACUGUAAAUCUAGACCCCAAACUGCGGGAGAUUAUUGCAGACGUUCGUGCUGCAAGAGACCAGAUUAAUAUCGGAGGACUUGCGUAUCCCCCGCUACCUCUGCACGAGCCUCCCCCGCGACCGCCGUCCGGCUACAGUCAGCCAGCAUCCGUCUGCUCUUCGUCCACCUCCUUCAAUGGGCCAUUCGGGGGGGGGGUUGUGUCGCCGCAGCCUCAUAGCAGCUACUACAGCGGUAUGACAGGACCCCAGCACCCCUUCUACAACAGGCCAUUCUUUGCCCCCUACCUUUACACGCCAAGGUACUGCCCUGGCGGCUCCCACCAUCUCAUCUCACGUCCAUCAGUAAAAACGAAUUUGCCCAGAGAUCAGAGCAAUGGCCUAGAGGUUAUCAAGGAGGAUGCUGCUGAGGGCCUUUCUUCACCCACAGACUCCUCGAGGCCGUGUGACUCUGGGUUUAACAAACAGAGACAGGGAUCAGGCCCAGCCUCGGGUACAAUACCACUGAAUUCAAUGAACGUGGAUGCAGUUUGUGAGAAACUGAAACAAAUCGAAGGGCUGGACCAGAGCAUGCUGCCUCAGUACUGUGCAACCAUCAAAAAGGCAAACAUAAAUGGCCGUGUGUUGGCUCAGUGUAACAUUGAUGAACUGAAGAAGGAAAUGAAUAUGAAUUUUGGAGACUGGCAUCUUUUUAGAAGCGCAAUAUUAGAAAUGAGAAAUGCAGAAAACCAAGUGGUCCCUGAAGACCCACGUUUACUGAGUGAAAACAGCAGCUCUGUUCCUCACGGUGAACCUGCUCGUCGCUCCGCACACAGCGAGCUGCCCCACACCGAGCUCUCCAGUCAGGCUCCCUACACCCUGAACUUCAGCUUUGAAGAACUGAACACGCUCGGCCUGGACGAAGGGGCUCCUCGCCACAGCAACCUGAGUUGGCAGUCACAAACUCGCAGAACCCCAAGUCUUUCCAGUCUCACUUCCCAGGAUUCCAGUAUUGAAAUUUCAAAGCUUACUGAUAAGGUGCAGGCUGAGUAUAGAGACGCUUAUAGAGAGUACAUUGCUCAGAUGUCGCAGUUAGAAGGGGGCACAGGUUCCACAACCAUGAGUGGCAGGUCUUCUCCACACAGCACGUAUUACAUGGGUCAGAGUUCAUCCGGGGGCUCCAUUCACUCUAGUCUAGAACCCGAGAAAGGGAAGGAUAGUGAACCAAAGCAAGAUGAUACACGGAAGUCAUUUCUGAUGAAGAGGGGAGAUGUUAUAGAUUAUUCCUCAUCAGGAGUUUCCACCAAUGAUGCCUCACCCCUGGAUCCUAUUACCGAGGAAGAUGAAAAAUCCGAUCAGUCAGGCAGUAAGCUUCUCCCAGGCAAGAAGUCCUCAGAAAGGUCAAGUCUCUUCCAGACAGACCUGAAGCUGAAGGGAGGUGGACUGCGCUAUCAGAAACUCCCGAGUGACGAAGACGAAUCUGGGACAGAAGAGUCAGACAACACUCCACUACUCAAAGACGACAAAGACAAGAAAGCUGAAGGGAAAGCAGAGAGAGCAUUGAAGUCUCCAGAGCACAGCGCAGAGCCCAUUCGAACCUUCAUCAAGGCCAAAGAGUACUUGUCAGAUGCCCUCCUUGACAAAAAGGACUCUUCUGACUCAGGAGUGAGGUCCAAUGAGAGCUCGCCCAACCACUCCCUUCACAACGAGGCGGCAGAUGACUCCCAGCUUGAAAAGGCCAACCUUAUAGAGCUUGAAGAUGACCCCCACAAUGGAAGACGGGGAGUCCCACACAGCCUGAGUGGCCUUCCAGACCCCCUCGUAGCCAGGAUGUCCAUUUGCUCCGAAGACAAGAAGAGCCCUUCCGAAUGCAGCUUGAUAGCCAGUAGCCCCGAGGAAAACUGGCCAGCGUGCCACAAAGCCUACAACCUGAAUCGCACCCCCAGCACUGUGACCCUGAACAACAACAGUGCCCCGGCUAACAGAGCCAACCAGAAUUCCGAUGAGACGGAGGGGCUGAGGGAGAUGCCUCAAGUCCUCCUGAGGUCAGGCUCUAGUUCCCACUCCACUGCUCUGCAGAAUGAGAACCUGAAGAGCAUGGCACAUAAGCGAGGCCAGCGUUCCAGCUACACGAGGCUCUCAAAGGACUCCUCAGAGCUCCACGCAGUAGCCUCCUCCGAUAGCACAGGCUUUGGAGAAGAAAGGGAGAGCAUUCUUUAAGAACAAGCACAAGUAGAAUAGCAUUACUGUGCCCCUGUGACAGGACUGACCUGAGUUUUUAGUGACUCCAUCUGUGCACAUUAUCUUUGUCCAUUUCACUCACAAAACCUUCACGGAUGAGAAGAUCUUGGGUAAAAGAGACACAUACUAUACAGCAGAGGGAAGUGUCAGAAAGCCUGGCUCAUCCAUCAGCCCCAUUGUCUUUAUACUUAGAAGCGUAAAAUCCCACUAUUGUUAUGACACCUUUCAUUGGCAUAUAGCUGCAAGACAAGAUCUGAUUAUACAGAUAGGUCAGAAAGUUUAUUAAAUAUAAGCUGAAUUUGCCAACAAAAGUAACAAGCUAGAGACUCCUUUUGAGGAACAUUCAAUCACUAAAUAUUUGAGGGAAGACAUGAUGCUGAGUGAACCAGAAGCACAUUUUGCUCUUAAGGGGUGAAAAGUCAUGGAAUAGCCUCUAGAGACUAAAGGUUAAUGCACUGUAAGUUGAGAACUGUGUGCUAUAUAACAGAUUGCCUAUCAAAGAGUUUUAAAAUUGUAAGUAGAAAAUAUAAAGAGGGCUUUAAAAGUUGAUAAAAGAGUGAGUCAACAGUGUCCAGAGUAGAGCCCCAGAAACUGGGCCCUUGUGAGUGGCUAGUAGGUUGGCCCAUGGCUCGAGGGGCAUUACCUCCCUAUGACCUAGACACUCUUCUUUCUAAAUCAAGAGACCUGUCCCUAUAUCAGUAUGUGAAUGCUGGGAGAGGAUCAUAUGAAACACUUAGAGAAAAAAAGUUUAAAGACAUGUAACAAAGUAAGGGUAAAAAGAUGAAUCUCGUGUGACUGGUCACUUACUGAUAGAGUUAAGAGAACGGUCCCAUUGAGGUGUGGUGUGAACUGGAGAUGCCCCCUGCCAUCAUGUGUUGACAUCUUUUUGGCCUUUUUAACAUAACGUAUCCAUGCAGCACAAUAAUCUUCAGUCACAAAUAGGAUUGUAGAUGUUGAGAUCCUAGAUGAGCAGUUACCUAAACGUGGUGUUACAUUUUUGACGUUUUCCACUUAACCGGGUUUUUCUUGACAUGCUGAAUAGUUUGUUUAUUUGACCAGUCAUUGCAUUAAAAAGUUGCCUCUUGUGGGUUUUGUUGCCUUGCUGUUUGAGUGUAAUCUAACAUUUCCAUGAAGCAUUUAUUUUGCAUGACCUUAACAAAUGUUUUAAUCAAUUAAAAAAGAAGGCAGAAUGUUGUUGACGUUAUAUGUUGAAAUGUUAACAUUUUAGUAUUUAUAGUGUUUAUUAGUUUGCAGUAUUGUGUAAUCAGCAGUUAUUUCAGGGGCAAUAUUUUGUUCCUUUUCAGGUGAGUAGAUGCAGCUUAAUAUCAUUGUAGUGUAUUCUUUAUUCUGUUUGUGAAGUUAAUACCAGAGUAUUAAGUGUACAAAUAGAUUUAGAACACAAUAAAAAAAUUGCAUGCUAUUCCGAGUCAUGAAUUUUUAUUCACUGCAGUGAUGAUUCACAUUUUGAUUAAAAAUAAAGUAAUUUGUGUGUUUGUUUUGUCAGAGGUCUAAAGUUCGUUGAAGACGUUCAGGUUCACGUAGCAGUCACGCAGCUGGCAGGAGUGUCCUGAGUGACCCUCCCUGGUCUCUUGGAGUGCAUGGCUAUUAGGUCCAGCGUCUGAAUGGUGCUUUUGUGAAGCAUAGUGCCCAAGCGCUGCUCUGUACCGUGCGUUUCUGUAACCACAAGAAG
This is a messenger RNA of Capra hircus (goat), 7258 nucleotides long. RefSeq names its product kinase D-interacting substrate 220kDa (gene KIDINS220). Gene Ontology annotation, molecular function: protein binding. The record is from RefSeq and is a predicted model, not a curated record. Lineage: Eukaryota; Metazoa; Chordata; Mammalia; Artiodactyla; Bovidae. The coding region runs from base 199 to 5547 and encodes 1782 amino acids. The transcript is spliced from 31 exons.